Molecule: messenger RNA, 30121 nt
Organism: Xyrichtys novacula (pearly razorfish)
Lineage: Eukaryota; Metazoa; Chordata; Actinopteri; Labriformes; Labridae
Source: the annotation of a GenBank genome assembly
AUCUAAUCAUUUCAACCGAUUGAACCCCUGCAUCUAAUCCUGAAUAAAAUUACUCAACAAUUCCUUAGUGGGAUGCAGAGGAUAAUGGUUGCAACUAGUGCUGGAAUAUAUGUGCUGUGAAAAGGUCUCCCAACAUGAGAGACUUCACCUAGACUGGCGUAAAGCUUUUUCUACUGCAACUAAACUGGAGCAAUACCUUCAAGUCAACGUGAAAUGUCAACUGACAUAAAACUGGGCAGGCUACAUUUGCUCCUAGUCCUUGUUCAAGGGGUAGGUCGUCUCGAUUAUGAUCUUUAUUGCGUUCUUAUGGUAGACUGCAAAGGUGGAAUGUCAGACCUGUUAACACAGUAGGCAGGAAGAGCCAACCCAUAUGGCAAAGAGCACACGAUGAACCAAAUGUUAGAUUACAAAACAUAGGCGACAUCAAGUAGUAUUAUGCAAUGGUGUAAAAAAAAAUGAAGCCUUGGUGAAGUAUGCUUGGUGAUGCAUGCAAAAUGAGGGAAAAUCGCUCUCGGGUUGCAUUGGUUGUGCAAUAUCUGCAUGCAUAUUGUAAAGCAUUGUGCACACAAAAUGAUCGUUGCUAAUGAAAACAGUGCACAUAUAGACAGGCGGCUAUAUCACGCCCCGCUGGGAGAAUAAGAGAAAACCCUCGAAAAAUUCUCGCUCGGGUCUACGAAGUGGAGUUACCCUCACUUCCUAGUUUACAGCUGCUGUCAUAGCUCGGCUAACACCCUUCUUCCUCCAUAGCCAGCAAACAAAUUUCGACAACAUUUACAGCUCCCUGCUGUUGCUGCUGCUGCUGCUGCUGCAACGACUGCGCUUCCUUCAAGUCUGCUGCCCAGAGUAAGAGCCGAGCUCACGUCUGGUUACAGUCGGGCAUUAAAAUAAAAUACACUUACAUUUCACCACCCUGUCCGUCGUAGAUAACUUCGGUUCAUCAUUCGGCUUGUUUUCGGACAUUUCCAGUGUGAUAUAAUAUUGAGAUAUAGCAGAAAUGAGACUGAAAACGGUCCCUGCGUUGCUCUUGCCGAACAACUCUUGAGUCUAUCCGAAGAAAGAGACCGCAAUGAUCUCACUCGGUCCUAUCUGCGGCCAAAAAUACUUGCAACAGGGUUACAAUUUCACUGCUGGAGCUGGAGGAGCUGCUCUGUCUGAUUUACUGUUACUCUGUAUCAAGUUGUCUGAGCGCAGUGCGCAGUCUAACCUGCUGACAACGAGGACCCGCCCCAAAGACAAAAGAACUCUUCCUAUUGGUGGAGAGCGACAGGCUGCUACUCUCGUCGUACAUUCACUUUUAUCAAAGGGCUGCUUCGGUGUCAAUCUGGCCUAGUAUGAAGAACUGGUAUGAAUAACAUGAUUCAUUUUCUUGAUAUGAAAAAGAAAGUUAAUGAACCGCUGAACUCUCAGUUCCUCAUAAAUCCAUGCAGAAAUGUAAUGCAUGUGUAUGUAUGCGGGAAAAUGGUCACAGAAAUCUUAAAACCCUAAUUUCAAAACAGUUGAGAUGCUGUCUAAAGUGUUGAUCAAACACCUUGAUGGUUUUAAAAUCACCUAAACUCUAAAUUUAACUGAGAACAGACCAAAGACACCAAACCAAACAUUUUUAGGCCUACAGAUUUGAUAAAUCUUAAUGUAAAAUACACAGAUGAUCAAUUUAAAGCCCUGUAACAUGUCUCCAAAAAGUGCUUUUCUUUGAACAACAUUGAGUAAAGACCAGUUUGUAGCUUUGGCAGCAUAUAUGUUGCUACAAAAUCUGUAUAGGGGAGAGUGGGGUAAGUUGAGCCACCCCCUGUUGCUUGGAAAUGGUAAAAGAAAUUGAUCAUGUGACCAAAUAUUUAGGAGAUGGGCAUCAAUUCAUGGAGUCUGUGAAGAUUAGAAGCACAUGGGGGAAGGGGUAAGACAUUUAUUUACAAAAAAAUCUAUGAGCUACAACAUGAGGUCAAAAACCCAGCAUAGAAGUCCACCAUUUUAGCUUAGAGGACUAAGGACCAGUGGCUCAACUGAGAAAGUAAAGAAGUCUGAUAAGAGGAUCAGAGUUUCAGUUCAGAUUGUUGAAAUGUGUUACUUUUUCUUUUCAAAAAUACAGCUGUGAAUGUUCUGAAUCACUUAAAGACAUUCUAAUGUUAAAAUGUCUCUUUACAAAACAGCUUUUUAGCUGUUAUAUGCAAUUAUUAUUAUUAUUAUUAUUGUACCAGUUGAAUAGUGUAUAAUAGAUAAAAGAUUCACAUGAAUGCGAAGAAGUGACUGUAAUUUAGGGAGAGAGAAGGUGAGGGAGGGCUUACCCCAUACACGGGGUAAGUUGACCAUAGGAGACCACUUUUUUUUGGCAUGCUAUAUUAUCAAGACAGUUUAUGUUUACAUUCAUUCUGUUGGUUUGCAGGGAUGCAAAACAUCUUGAUCACAACAUCACAACAUAUAUGCAGAUACAUCUCAUCUUACUCCACUCUCCCCUAUAUAUUGUUCAGCAUUAAUAGUGUCUUACCAGAUGUGCUAACUAUCCAUGCCAUGGCCUCUCCUGUACUCCCACACUAUUCCAGAUGCUGUUUUUUAAACUGCGCACUGUUACGAAGCUCUGUGGUUUCUCUCAUCUUAAGCGCAAGAGAUGUUGGCAGUAGGUAAGUAGGGAAAUAAAGCAUGUUUCUUACUGAGUUCACAAAAGCAAUGGAUAUUCUUGCUCCCAUGAAGAUAAGCCAUUUUGGUUGAGUAUUUUUCUCUGGUGCCACCUGCAGGGAAAAGUGUCAAUGUCCAAACAAUCAAAUUCACAUUUCUAUUCAGAUCUCUUCAACAAAUACAAAACUAUUCCUGCUACCAUGAAGAUGAACCAGUAUGGUUCAAUGAGUCCAUUCUUCCUCCAUCAACCCAUUUUACAACUUCAGUUUCGGUAAUCGCUUCAUCAACAACAUAAGGUAUGUUAUUUUUCUUUUCACAAAUGUGCAAAUGCAAAAGAAGAGAAGCCACUACAGGUGCAGAGUAUACUUUGAGGUUCUUUUUCAGGGUUCAUCUGAGUGACACACAGAAAUGAACAAGUGAAGUUUAUGGCUCUUCAUGCAUGAGAACAGAACAAUAUACGGUGAGUCACAGAGUACAUGGCAUUCGCAAUCUACAUGAAGGAGAACUCAUUGUUCACCUGCUCAUUUUCUCAAUAGUUGAGCUUUUCAGUCACCCCGGGGCCGCACAAAGGGAAUAAAUGGUGGCAAACUGCUAUUAGUGAGACAGUGGUGUGGUAUGAGUCAGUUGUUUGGCAGGUGGGGGCAGUUAAUGAAGCCCUGAGUUUUUUUUAUUUGCCUCAAUGAGGGACGGUGCCAGAAGGUCAGAACAUCCCAGGCUUUUAAUGUCCGCCUGUAGUAGAGACAUUCACAGCACAUCAUUAGUUUCAACACGCCUCAGGUUCUAGUGCCCUGCUUUGCAUCCACACCUCUGCAGACUUAAUUAAACUCCAGUUGAGUCUACGACUUUCUGGUCACCUGUUAUCUGCUUCACAAUGACCUUUGUGUUUAUUAUGUGCUGUUUGUGUUCAUAUAAACACCCACUCGCUCUUAUUUUAGGCGGCUUAUUAUAAAAUGAUUUUUGUUACUUGUUGUUCUAGUCGUUCAUUUUCAUUUUCAUUUUCAGUUGCCUGUGCUGUGGUGUUUGUUUUUAUUAUAAAAGAAAGUUGCAUAUGUAACUAGAAGAUAAGUUAUAACAUAAAGUUUUCACUUCAAAAUCUGACAAUGGAUCCUCAUCAUACUCAGUGUUGUUUUUGUCUCACCAUGCUGCCCUCUACAGUGACUGAACAUUAUCUAGAGCUCAACUUUUUAUGAUUUUAUUUUACAUGGCAAGACAUUUAUAAAAACCCACUCCCUGUCCAAGGUUUGAGUGUGCCAUUACAAGUAACAUCUGCACUCAAAAGCUGAACAUGAGUGAUUGAUUCCUGAUGGAAAACAUCACAAAAUCACUUUCAUACUGCCAGAUUUCAAAUUAAUUCCACUGACUAAGUUGCUUGAAAUUGUCGCCAACAAAUGAAGUGUUGAUGGAUUGAUAUUUUUCUCAGACAAAAAGCACUUUCAAGCUUGUUCUCUAUCAUCAGAGCAGAUAGCCAGGCUAACGUUAGCUCAGAAAGUCUAAUUUCUUUUUCCAGUUAAGUGUAGCAGGAAACUCCCUCUUAUCUGAGCUCCUCCUGACAAUAGUAGUACUGUUUUACAUGUCACUGUAGAGUGAGACCUGUAGACCAACAGCACUGCAGCCAUGAGCCAGACAGGUGAGCUGUCCGUUUGUAUUUAUUCUUUAAUUAAUCAUUACAUUUGGUUCAACUAGAAAUGGUUAGUUGUGUUGAUAUAAGAUUCAAGCCUCCUUUCUGCUACAGGUAUAUCUAGUAUAACCUAAAUGUGUGCUUAAGAUGUUAAUAAUAGGAGUUUUUUCAUGGUAUUAUAAAUACUAAGAUGCCCAUAUGUCAAUAAAAGAUGCCAAUCACUUGCAGCUAAGGAGCUGUUAAUCAUCUAUGAGACAGAGGCAGAGCAAUGGGCCACCUACCUGCACUCAGUCUUCACCGGUACAGUCUCAGAGGCAGGGAUCUGCUGCUAUGACAUUGCUACUGCGUCCAGCUGGCGGGAAGAUUUCCUCACCUUGGCCCAGUACACCUGCAAGCUCCUAAUUCUUUCCAAAGGCAUGCUGGAGGGUCUGUGUCAGAUGCGGCGCUUCUUCCUGGCCCGUGUUUUGAGUCCUGCAACUCACGUGGUGGUGCUGCUUUGCGGCGUGGAGAGUCUGACCCCGCUGCUGGAGAUGGUGCCGCUGAACGGAGACGAGUGUCUGCAGAUCUCCAGUGAACAAGAUGCUCACGAGUACCUGUCUGCUGUCACUGACAUAGUGAAGAAAGGUAUGUCAUUAGCAACAAAAUGACUAUAUGUUGUCCUUUUUUUGGACCCCAAACCACCUGUUGACAAACCUUUAACUAUGAUUUCAUUAAUGGUCAAAAAAGUUUGCUUAAGGACCUCAAAGGAGGCCUUCAAAUAGUCAUAUCUUUAUGAACUUAAUGACAUUUUUCAUACAUUCAACUUAAUGUUAAUCCUAGCAAUAGUUUGCAUUAAAAAAACUUUCAAAACUUUAAUAUAGUUAUUAUAAUAGUACAAUCCUCAUGACUUGUGCUAAAAGCAGUAUUUUUAUUGUUGUAUGGCACUGAUUGAUUGAUAUUCUUUCAACUGAAGAAAAAAUGAUCAAUCAGUCUCAGCCAAUUUAACACCUACGACACAUGUUCAAAUGCAUGACAGGGAAAAGCACUGAAAUCUAGCCACAAUUUGUACACUAGCCUUCAAAACCCAGGACAAAAAUCCUCUUCUGCAAACACUUCCUUCAGGAAAAGUGUCGCAUGGCCUUGCUGUUCCUUCACCAUGAGUGUGUGGAGAAAACAAUACUCAUUAUUUGUGAGUAUUCCUGAGCAGCAGCUUGGAAACUUGUUUACCGAUUUUUUUUUUCUGGGAGAAAAAUGUGAAUUUAUGAUUGAUGUCCAAUACUUUUUAGCAGCAGCAUCUUUAACAAAGCGGUAAUAUAUGUAGCAUGUCCUCAUCUGCUCCACUAAUUAUCCUCCCUGCCUCCUUCCCUGUUUUUCCUAAUUGCUCUAUUUGUAUAAGAUCAUAAAGCGGAGGAGGGGGGCUUGUAUUUAAACAGGUGUGUGUGCAGGAACAACAUCUCAUGCAAAUGCAGAGCAGUCUUUCCUCUUUGGCUGCCGCUGACAAUUCAUUGCCAGCCAUGCAAAUUCAAGUGCACUCUGCAUUGCUUCAUUGCACUGAUACAGUGAAGUGGUUCAGGCCAGGAUCCCACAAACAGUUAUAUUUUAAACUAGAAGUACCCUUCCCUAUUCAUACAGGAUGGAGCUGUUUGUUUGUUAGCUCAUGCAACAGACAUGUGGGUGUUUGAUGAGUUUCUUUGUUCAGAGGGGAAGAAAGUGCACUUGAUGGCUAAGUGAGCAACCACUUAUGUAACAGAAAUAAAAACUCUUUUUUUAAAACAUUAGUUUUUACUGACAUACAGUUGCUGAUAAGCCAAAGCUAUGCUAUAUUACAAGCCUUUAGUAAUGUAAGCUGUAAGUACUGUAACAAAAAUCAUUCUGUAUUCUAAUUUGUUAUUUGAAAUGGUAAAGAAAUGCUUGAACUUAUGUGUACUUAAGUAAGUUCCCAAACAAGGUCACCCAACCAUGGACUUGAUCAGCCUUUUCUAAAAUAACUAUUUUAACCAUAGACUGUAUAUAGAAUGGACACCGUCUGCCUCCUCACUGGAUGAAGCUACCACGAGAACAGCACCCUCUGGUGACGGGCUGCAGUAUAUGUCAUAAGUCCCGCCUCCUCCAGCAAUCCCUAUGGAGCUGUGGACAAACUUUAGAAAUUUAUUACACAGAAUAGAAAAUUUUUCUCCCACCUGCUUGCGAUGUUGACAUGUAGUUAUUGUAAGACUGGUUUGUGCUCAAGUCCCCUUUUUUCUGUACAGCUUAAUUACUCUAAGUUAUCAGGGGGUUUAUGUUUUCUAUGAUUGACACUUGAUGCAGCCUAUGGGUGUACAAAGAUUGCGUAGCUCACCCGGGGGAUACGCUGUCUGAGCUGAGCAUCAUCACAGCCAAUGUCUUGGCGACUCUCCCACCGACAACUCUACUGCGCAAUGUUGGUCUCUGAAAGUGGAGAAAAAACUUGGAAAUACCGAGAGCUUUUUGGCUUCAAACCCGUAUACUGGUGGAAGGCGGGGCCAAGUUGUCCAUAGUAUAUACAGUGUAUGAUUUUAACCUGCAGACAUUUUUUUACAAUGUUUAUUCACCAACUUUCUUCAGUUUGCAGCCCAACAUUUGUAAAAUAAUGAAAAACAAAACUCGUAAUGAUAGGAGGCUAUAACGUGCGUACGAUUACUUUUUAAGUUAUACAAUAUCAAACAAGGUUUUAUGUACUAGCAUUUGUCUUAUUGAACAAACUCACCUGUGAUUAUUGUUGGGAUGCUAAUAUUAGCACACUAAACAGAAAGAAUGUGGGUGAAAAUGUUUUGACAUUUUGACCAAAUAAUGGUUGAAGCAGUAAAACUGAGGGAUCACCAAGUAAUUCUUCAACAUCCUGCAAAAGACUUGAAUAUCUGUACCAGAUUUAACUGCAUUUUUUAAAACAAUUGUGGAGAUGAGCUGCUGAAAAUCAAAGUCAGGGGAAUCACAAAGUCAGUAUGAUUCACCCUCAAGGGAAGAAAAGGAAAAUGACUGUUUGUGUUUUACUAUCAUUAUGGCUAAUAGAAAUAGAGGGAUAGUUUAUGGUGUCUGAUAUGCAUACAAAAUAUAGUCUGUCCCAUCUGUUGUAGGCAUGUCAGCAUCAGCAAAUGACAACCCUGUGACACGUAAACUAUCAAGAUCAGAGCAAAAUGCAGAACAAGUGCAGUCGACUGGAGCCCACAGUGCCAGAUCCAGCAUAAUGGUGGUUCCCUCCAGGGUUUCAUGCAGGGUGAGAGACUCAUCUAGUCAGUAGUAAGCCAUUUCUUUUUUCCAUAAAGCAUCCACAGCAUUGAUUACACUGCAGUUCACUUUACUGAAUUCUUGGCAGAGCUCCAUGGAAGUGUUCAUUCUUUUGAAAAACGAGGCGGCUGGCAGCGAUGCUGAGGUUGAGUUCAGUGGUGAGAAUCAGACAGUGAGAGUGAAGCCUGCCCGCUGGAACGAGCACAUACUGUGCAUCAAUGCACCAGGUGAAUAACAUACUACCAAAGCGUGAAUGUAGCAUUAGCAUCACAACAAACCAUUGAGAUAUUUAAUCUGUUAAUUUUCUUCUAUUGCAGAUUUUCCAGCAGGAAAGGUAGAAGUCACAGUAUACAGCAACGGAGCACCACUGAGCAGGGCACAUCUGCAGUACUACACUACCAUGGAGGAAAUAACCAGCCUUCUGUCAAAGGCAGCAGACCCUGUGGAUUUUAUGUGUCAAGUAAACCCUGUGUGCAAAAAUAUCACCUUAAAAUAUUCAAGCUUUUGGUGCUUUGCUCAACAAGCCUGCCGUUUUGAUGUUUAGAAGUUAUAUUAUGUCCUUUUUGAUGUGCGUGUUAAGCCACUACACAACCUGAUAAACAUGAAUGUGAGCUAUCAAUAGGGUGCUGUCCUGACUGUGAAAGACAGGUGAGCUAGAGUUACACGUUUAUCAGGAAAUUUAAAAUUAGGAGCCUGGUGAUGAAAAAAAAAAAUAGUGUUUAUCAGACUGGACCCAUGCCAGAAACAAACAGUGAGCAUGUCACAUGUUUGGAUUCAGAACAGUCACUCUUUCAUCCAUUAGUUUGGAUGGUGCAAUCCAAAACAAAGGGCCUCUUAAUAGGAAGCAACAGGAAGUUAAUUUAUUUUUUGAAUUGAAUCAUAAUCAUGACAUGAGCUAGAAAUGUGGCUUAACUUUUGCAAAAGCUUUUCAUUGACAUUUCCAAACUUAUUUUUUUUAUAAGGGCUAAACUCUGCAAUGAGAGGUCAAUGUCACAUUAAAGGAAUAGUUCAUUUUCUUUGGGUACUUGUUAAUAGCCACAGGGGUUCCUGAUCAUCUUGGCCCCCUUUGUUGAGAAACCAGCAGAGUAUUAUGAUAGAAGCAAUGGAUACUUUGGCAUGUGGACCUGGAAUUGGACCCCCAGCCUCCUGAUUUGUCUUUGUCUUCCCCUCCAGCAGCUAACAUUGUGUAUAUUAAGCGCAUAUGAGUGAUGCAGACUGCAGCUGUAUGUAAUCCACUGGUAUCCUUUUAUUAAGAAAGGUAUAAAAUACUGUUGUAGUUCCACUCAUGUAGUGGGUAGUUCUCUUGGUUUGUGGGCAAGGACUCACAAUUUACACAUCUGAACCACCAGGUAACUUGGGAUCUCUCCUGCUCUCCAGUUUGCAGUUUUUCUUCCUGUUUUUCUUUCCAUCAUUGAAUCUUGUUCCUCUGGCCUGUAAAGGUGUCUAUAUGUGUCCAUGGUUAACAGCAUGUCACCACUCAUUCUUAAGUUUGUUGUAUUUUUGUCUUCAAGGCCUGCGUCCCUAAACAGCUGAUCGGUGCACUGCAGAUUAAAGGUCACCCAUGAGCCACAUCUGAAAAUAGCGCAAAAAUGGAUGAGCGUUCUUACGGGACAGUAAAGCACUGCAGUUCCAAAAUAGAGUGUGCACUUACACCAAGAUUGGUGUUUUGGUUGGAGUUCCUUAGAAUUAGCUAAAUUAAGAGGUAGUCUACUUUGCUUUCUCAACAAAGUGGGCGAGUUGAGCCACACCUCCUGCAGCUAAUACACUCACUAUUGACAAGUACCUUGUGCAACCCCACUUCUAAAAGGGAAAAAGAUCUCAGAAGAUUUAACUUUUGUACGCAUAUUAAAAUAACUCCAUCCAUAAUUGGUUUAGUAAAGUACAAAGCACGUUAAAGAGACAAGCUUUUCUCUUGUUUCUCAAUAAAAGGGAGUCCACUGAGGAGCUCUGAAUUACUUAGUGACUCAUUUUUAUGUAACUCAGUUAUAGAAAUUAGUCAAUGGCCACACAAAAACACUGCCUAUAAUCGAUCCACUUAGAGCCAUUUGAAGGAGGUGGAGAAACAGAAUGAAUUGAGUCAGCACACAUCUAAUGUUUAUGUGCGCCACUGUUUACAGCCUCCUCUCUGGAACUUUGGAGAUGGCAGCCUUCUCUCAGCCAUGAACACUUGAUUGGAUUAGGUCUCUUUUGCUGAAGAGGCAAACUCGAGUGUUGCCAAAAGAAGAAUUUGCCAAGUGUAUUUCAAACUUAAAGAGUCAGCUGGCUUGAAAUUCAAACGGGUGUCUUAACUGUGCAUCUAGAGUUUGUAUUUCAAACGGAAAUCAAAGCAUUUUCGCUGUUUUAAGAGGGUGCUUUUGUUUGUUAGUCAGGUUUUAAAUUAAUUCUUAAUUUCCUGAAAUUGGUUUUCUUUAUAGUCUCCCUUUAAUAAAUCAUUUCAACCUCUUGAGUGUUUGAAAGCUGUCUUUUCUUUGAAUUUCAGGCUCUUCAGGAGUCGUCUGUAGAGGGGCUGGAUCAGAAGUUGUCUACUAUGCUACUAGAGAAGAUGCCCACUGGAGGCUUCCAGGGUCUUCAGUGUCGAAACACACCAGAAAAAGGUAAAAUAUGUUUGUAAUCCUGUCGUAAAACUUUCCAUCAAAGUUAGAUCGCCUCUGUUCCUCACAUAUAAAAAGUGAGGUCAUCGUUGUAGCAGGUCCGUCCGUUUAUUUCCCUCUGAGCAUGUGUCUGGACUGAGCAGACUUCUCACAGUUGGAGGGAGUUCCUGUUGCAUGAUGCACAUUAUCCAACAUGAAAAAGAAAACCUUCCAUUAUUGCUGAGCUCAUUAUGUUGCAGAUUGAUGGCUUCAUCAGCCCCUGAGAUUGAUCCUUAACUCUGCUACAAAGGGCACAGGGAAAUGUCUCCAUGAUAAACAAGUCAAUAAGCGCCUCCAAGGUGCUUUUCUUCAACUCUCCUGAUUGUGUUAGAUUGCAGCACCUCAACCUCAAGUUAUCCCCCUGCAGAGAAAGCCAUUUCCGUGGUGUUAUCACAGCUGAGGAGCGUAAUGCUGUUCAUUUUCAGGCAUUGCUGCAGAGUCACUUUUUAAUGCUAUGUUCCCCCAACCUAAUCAGAUUUCCCAAAUGUCCCUUUUAGAGCUCCACCACGCAGACGGGCCAUCACUCCUCCACUUUGCUGCCCAGUUCGGCCUCAAGAGUGUCUCCAGCCUCCUCCUGCAGUGUCCGGGCGCCGAGCGAGCCCUGCACACAGCCAACCGCCAGGGACAGACUCCAGCUGAGAUCGCCAAGAGUCAUGGCCAUACAGAGCUGCAUGUCUUAUUGAAGGAAACACUGGUAACUACUUCCUCAUGGGCUAUUUGCAACUCACAGCCAAUCCAGUCUUUGGUUUUAUUGGCUUUCAAUAUCUUGCUCCAGUUGGUAUUCAUUUAUCACAGCAGAAAACACUCUUCAGCGUCAUUGACCCUCACACGAUGAAGACAUUCUUCAAAUUGCCAAUAUCUGAUGACAGCUUCUCAUGUUUGGUGAUUUGUGAGCUAAUCAACACAACCCUAAUGACAUUAUUUGUCUGCCUGGAUGUAAGUUUUUUUUAAAGAAUUCUAUAGUUUACAGUUUUCCACUGACAGAUGGAGAAAAAAACAACACAAUGCACCUUUGCUUGUGAGAUUUCACAGCCGGGGGAACUAGUUCAGCACUCAGGAAUGCUAUAACAAACACCAGGACAGCGUUAGGGCUCUGAGUGAGUGGUGCUUUAUCAAUUAUGAACAAAAUGGAGAGGAUGAAAAAGGUGGAGAGCGGUGAGAGCGACCCGUAUAUCAGGGGUGACCUCGCUCCUCUCCUAACCAGUGUCUUUUCAUCCAGCGAGUGUCGCAGCCUCCCCUCUCAUCCUGAAUGUGUUUGGCCUGCAAGGUUUCUAAUGGAACACCCCCACAGAGACUAGAAAGGCUGUGUUUGUUCAUGCAUGCACAAUGGCUCACAGCGCUGGGUCGUCUGCAUACAUUCAGACAAUUAGCGCAUCCGCUAAUGUCAAGACUUUCUUGCGUAAUGGCUGCCAUUUUCUCAUGUAAAUAUGAAGAGCCCCUUCCCUCUGAAGCCCCUAUCUUACAGGGUAGAUACAGGGACACAAGAGCAACACGUUUAAUAGCUCCUCUGCAUGCAUGCACACUCAUUUAUCUGACAAACCUGGAGGACACUCGCAUUAUAGUGUUUUUUUCCAAUACUAAUUUCAUUAAGCAGUGAGGACAUUAUCAUUAUGGAAAAGAUUUGAUGCGCCCAGUGGUGUAGCCAAGAUGUCAGGCACAUUGCGAAUACUUUGCGAAUAGUUAACUACACAGACAAGCACAAUGAAAGAAACAAUCAUCUUUGCCUGGGCCCAUAUUUGCAAUACUCUAUAUGUUUGUUUUAUGCAAAAAUGUACCUCAGUUAGAUAAACACAACUGUGUUUACAUAAGUUUGUUUAGCUUUUAUGUAAGUUUUGUCAGUCUGGUGUUUUUGUGACAGCUAGAAGCCUGCUCUACCGCUUUGAUCUUUGCUGUAGUUGCUUCUGCUGCCUGAGAGUUUCUUUCGCCAGAGAAACCAUUGGUGUCUAUACUUUGAUUGGCAAAAGCUAACAUAUAAAACCUUUUUUUUUUUCACUCAAUGCAUUAAGCCAUGGAAAUAUUUGAAUAAAAUAUUGUUAGUGACAGGCAAUGAUCAAAAUUUGUUAAUUUCAAGCAUGAGAAAAUGUUGCUUACUAGCUUUAAUUGAAUAUGAGAAUGCAGAGCUAUUAUUACAGAUCCCAGAAAUCGAACGAAACCCUGCAACAGUGAUGAAGGCACAGAGGGCUCAGAACCCCAUGCACAAUGAUAGUGCAAACAGUUGCUUCAGAACACCUUUUUUACUCAGUAAUGUUGCUAACCUGCUGCAAAUCAACCUCAUCAGUUAGGAUAUGUUUCCUCAAGUAUUUUUUCUUUCAUAGCAUUAAGGUCCUUACACCCCGGGAACGACGCAAAUAUACAACGCAAGAUAAUGAAAUAUUCAGAGGAGAAUCUUGACUCGCCUGACUAUACACAUCAAGUGCAAUGUGUAUCUGUAAAAUGUCAUAAUUAUCAGGUAUAAAGACAACAGAAUAGAGUGAGAAGCCACCCAAAAAGUGCUCAAACACACAGAAGAUAAAUAAAUUUAUUGGGCCCAAACAAGAUUUUAAGCCUCUAAAUUGUAUCAGGGUUGUGGCAAAACAAUUAGAGAUGGAUUUACGCAUCUACAACCAAAGCACGACUGGAACUGAUCUGUUCAGACACAGACUGAUCAUUGAUUGUCUUCCUUUGGGAGCACCGAUCAUUUAAAGCUCUUAUCAUUAUCAGCUGUAGAAUUUUGUAUAUUACAUCUGUUUGUAACAGAUAAUAGUUCACCACUCAUCCAUUCAUGUGGAAACCUUGACUCUUAUCUGCCAUCUUCUCUUACAUACUGACAACAUUUCACUUCCUCUGAUGGCCUGGACUGACAUAUAGAGAAUUCCCUCCUCUGGGGAAAUUUAGAUUCUCCAACAGCUGUUGCAAAUGUAUUAAUCCCCCCCUAGCAACAGCGCUAAUUGAGAGUGACUACAGAUGGAGUAAGGUUUGAUCAGAUCGCUCUAGUGAGUCAAAGUGCUCACUGUGAGAGCAUGAGCAGACAGAGGAGCAGCCAAGUCAAGCAGAGGUCUCCCCACAGGGACAUCUACAAGCCUGUAGUUGUAACACAUCAGACACAUCUGACUCUGACAUUUCUGUGUGGUUUUUCUGGAAGGGUAAUUAAAACUCAAGUUGACAGCUCAAACUAUAGACACACUGCUCUUUGUGUGGCGCUCAGAGGACGUGUAAGAGUCAGCAUUGUGGCAUAGGGUUUUGUUCUUGCCCUUUUUUUCACUUGGCAUUUUCAUUAACUCAUCUGCAGCAUUUCCCCCCCUACCUCCAAUUAAUCAACCCAUGAUGCAUCAGUGAUUUGGGCGUCAGAGUAGCAGCACUCUGUCAAUAAAUCCUAGAUGGAUCGGUCCCCUGCUUCAUACAGAGGCUGAAUCACUCACUGGGCCUGCGUCAGAUCCACUCGUUUGCCCUGGCACCGCACUUCUUUGUUAAUUAGCUGUGAACUGCUCCAGAGGGGAAGACUGAAUUAUUUAGGAAGAGUAUAACAAGAAUACAAAUAUAGAAAAUACUCUGCUGUUAUGUUUACGUCCUAACGCUGCAAUAUCCUGCCUGCUCAGAGUGAUUACAGACACAAUCACAUUAUUCUUAUUUAAUUAUUUUCUCCUCAUACUGGGCCACACAUUUGGCACUCAGUGACUUCUUUGCAACCAAGUGUCUUUGUGCGCCCUCAUGAUGUAAAUGCAAAUUAGUGUGAAAGCGUACAAUCCUCCAAAGACUACGAAGAACUAUUUAUGCACUGCAUGCUCUCUUUGUGUACAGCAGAACCAAAUUAGUGGCUUCCUGUACUGUCGUCCAGGGCUUCACUCACUCCUCAGCCCUUAUUUUGCAUGUUCUGUUUGCAUGAAGCUGUGACUACAACAUCGUAAUCAGCAAACUCCUCUGAUUUGAUUAUUAUUUGAAUGAUACGGCCAUGCUCCCUUGUCACAAAGAAACUGUUCUCAUUCCUAAGGCUACAGCUGGCAUCACAAAGGAUGGGUAAAAUUUGAUCCAAGCUUAAGCUCUGUGAGUCAUUUUAAGCAAAGUCACUUAAGGGGAAGUGAAGUUAACCUCUUUUUCAGAUAUCUAGUCUCAAUGUAACACAAAUGGAUGGAUAACCAUCAAUUUUAUUUUAUAAUCUUGGCCACCUGCAGAUGAAGUCUUCAGCCCAGGCCUAUUCUAGUGAAUCAUGUUAUUCUGUAACCUGUUCUUUCUUUUUCUUUCUUUGUCUUUCAGUUUUUCAUUUGUUAAUUUUGUCUUUCUGUAUUUCUGUAUUUCUGUAUUUCUUUCUCUUUAUUUUCUUUUUUCAUUUGUAUCUUUCUUUCUUUCUCUUUCUUUCUGUUUUCCAUUUUUUAAUUUUGUUUUACCCUGUCUUUUCUCUAUUCUUUUUUUGCUAUCUUUCUCUUUUUUCUUUUCUUUAAGUUUAUAUUUUUUCUCUUCUUUUCUAUCUCUAUUUGACUCAUCUUUCUUUCUUUCUUUCUUUCUUUCAUUGUCUUAAUGUUUUUCAUGUGUUAAUUUUGUCUUUAUUUCUGUCUCUUUCUCUUUCAUUCCUUUUUUGUUUGUAUUUUUCUCCUCUUUCCUCCUUUCUAUCGUUCUUUCUUUCUUUUGUGUUUUUGUUUUUCUUUCUUUCCAUGUGUUCUUUUUGUUUUGUCUUCUGUCUUUUCUCUAUACUACAUUGCUAUUUUCUUUUUCAUACUGACUUUCUCUUUUAUUUCUUUUCUCUGAGAUUAUUUUUUCUCUUCUUUUCUUUCUCUGUCUAUUUGUCUCAUCUUUCUUCCUUUCUCGCUCUCUCUUUCUCUUUUCUUUCUUUCUUUCUUUCUUUCUUUCUUUCUCUCUCUCUCUUUCUUUUUUGUGUUAAUGUUUUUCAUUUGUUCAUUUUGUCUUUUUCUGUCUUCUUUCUUUCUUUCUCUUUUAUUCCUUUUUUCUGUUUGUAUUUUUCUUCUCUUUCCUCCUUUCUUUCUCUUUUGUGUUUCUGUCUUUCUGUUUUCUUUUUGUUCAUUUUGUUUUGCCUUCUGGCUUUCUCUAUUCUUUCCAUGCUAUCUUUCUUUUUCAUACUGACUUUCUUUCUCUUUUUUCUUUUCUUUUAGUUUAUAUUUUUCUCUUCUCUUUGUUCUCCGUCCCAUCUUUCUUUCUUUCUUUCUUUCUUUCUUUCUUGUUUUUACGUUGGGGAACUCUUUGCCUCUUUACUGAUGGGAAAUGUUCAAAGUAACAAGUAUUGGUAGAGAAGAGGAAUGGCCCUAAAUGUCAGGAUCAGUAAUUGAUCUCAGGACCAGUGCAGCAAAGACUGUAGCCUGAGUCUGUGGUGUACCUGCUCCACCAGAAAAGUUUUUUUUUUUUUGACAAAAUCCACCCCACUGACUUUUGGGCUCUUACUUUUUUUUUUAUUUUUUACCGGCAAUGAUGGAUUUUGGCAGACUUAUAAAUCAGUUGAAAAUGGAGGUGAUUUUCUACUCUGGUUUCAUACUAUCAUGAUUCUCUUCAGCCACAGACUGUAUGAAACAUGGAUGUAGUCUGAGACCAUCUUUCUUAUGAGGCAUGAGGCAUUAUGAAACCAAAUGAUGAUGGAUGCCAUAUUGGAAAUGUUGAUUCCAACUAAUUUCUGGCUGAUCUAGAAACAGAAGAAAGAUGGAAAUGUGCUCUUGAUGUUUAGCUGCAAAUAGCUGAGUUGUUGGUCUAAUCGGCCCCAGAGGUGCUGGUUCUGUGGGUCCUUAUAGGCCCAAACAUCUACAGUCUGCAUUAAAAAGUCACACCGAAAUCUAAUUUUAAGAAUAUAGUAGCUGUGUGUGUCUUUGUGUUAAUGGUUGGUUGUACUUGUAUGUGCCUUGAUCUUCUGCAAUGUUGUUUAAACAAUUACUUUAAUUUAUUUGAUUAACUAAACUGUUUGCCUCUAAACCUGUUAGGUUGUGUUUUAAUAGAUGUGCUGCAACACUAUGGUAUUAAGGUGGUGUCUAAUUUGUUUGGUAUUGUUUGGAGUAGGAUUUACACUCAUGUCAGCAUAUUUAUUAAUUUAGUUUUUGCUUAUCACUCUCCUAAUGUGUGGUUCAAGUCAAACUUUUGAUUUCCAAUCAUAUCUGUCUCAUUAAAAGCUUUGUACUGAUCGUGAAAAGGAGAUUAUGGAAUAGAGCAGGCGCUGAAAGUAGGUCAGAGUCUAAAGUUUUUCAACUCCAGGCAUGUAUGAAUUCAUGUCUACAGUGGGGGGAAGUACAUACAGUAUAAAUCAGGUGAUGAAUGCUGUGAUAGUUUUAGUCCUCAGUGAGUUUUGACUUGUGAUUAUUAGUUGGUAAACCGCCAAUGUCAAUGCCACUGAUGGGAAACAUUGUUGGCAAGAAUCAGGGAUGAAAAUGAUAAUAAUAAAGUCACUCAUCAUUCCAUUUUUAUGUACAUUACAAUCUAAUAUAUAUUAUCUUCAGAACAGAAACAUGUUUUGGUCUGGUUUUUAUUUAAAGCUCCUGUAAGGAGUUUUGUUAUGUUUUUGAAAUUGACUAAAAUUCAUAUUGAUGCCUUUGUGUGACAUACAGGAGAAAAAAGACCUUCAGCGAUAAGACACUGGAGCUUUAAUCUAUGAAACAGAAAUUAGAUUUCAGCAAAAUAUCUUUAUGUCAGAAGCAAUAUGAAAUAAUUUGUGAAUCUAUACCACUAACAUUACCCGGUAGCUGUUUUUAGAUUUGAUGUGUCGGCAUUCCGGAUGGGGAAAAAAAGUGCCAUCAUUUAGAUAAGAUAAUAGUGAUAUCAGCAAUAUUAGCACCAAUGUGGAUGUGAUGCCAGUUAUUUCAAAAUGCAAUUAAUCAUCCCAAUUCACAGACCAACCAAUCAACUGGUUAGCAACAUAGGUGUACGACACUUCCUUACUGGGUACACUUUUAAAACAAAGAGACUAACUCGACUCAUCAUUCAUAGUCUCUGUUUUAACAUUAGCAUGUCAAGUUUAAACAUCAGCAUGAUGAGCAUACUGGCAUGACUAUUUAGCUUGAACCUGCUAGAAUGACUCCUUUUUUCUUAGCAUAAAGGCCUGAUUUAAGGGCUGCAUGUUUGGGUCUGUAACACUUCUGAAGAUAUCAUUUUACAGAGUUAGUCUAACACAGUGGUUCUCAACUGGUGGGUCCCGACCCACAAGUGGGUCGCAGACGGCUUUUGGACGGGUCACGAACAGCUGGUCAAAAAAGUAAAUAUUUAAUGCGACAUUUAUUAGAUAUUUGAUAUUUUCUGUAGAUGCAACUUCAGUAGUUGUCGUCCUCAUGCUGUCUCCUUCAUGUGCUCUGAAAUGCACUUUACUCAAUAAAACAAGUGGAUUUAUGUUAAAGAUUAGAGUCUUUAAAGGUUUUUUUUUUUUUUUAAUAAAAAAUACAUUUGCUUUGUUUGAAUUCUAUAAAAGUAGGUCGCGACUUCAGGACUAUGGGAAAAUGUGGGUCCCAGAGUGAGACCGGCUGAGAGCCACUGGUCUAACAGACCUGUGAAGUGUUUCUUUGUCUGCUAGGCUGGCCACUUUGUAUUUACUCAUGCAGAAAGAAAAAUUAGACAGGUUUUAUUCCAGUCUGCACUUAAGUGAUGGCUUCAGUGUUACCCUAAACAAUCUGCCAGGCGUCAGACAUUCUCACCCUGUGACCACUAUGUCAAAAAAUACAGUCAGCAUGCUGACACUGAGAGCGGAGUCUAGCCAGCCUGUGGACGGACUAUUUCAGCUGCUGAAAACAGACUUUCACUCUUUAUCCUUCAGUAGAUUUGCUUGAGAUUUGUUCCCCCUCUAACACAAUCAUGCCUGCUGUUUAGUCUGCAGCACUGCUGCUCAGAUUGCAGCAGUGAAACUGCAUUUGUCUGGAUCGCCCGAGGCGCCUAGAGUUUCAGACAUCUGUAGAAAUGAUUUAGCAUUUGCGGUUAGUAAAUAAAUACUCUUCCCUGUCCAGAACUUACCUCUGAAAAUACCACACUGGGCUUAAGCUCCGCAUCCAACUAUUAUACAUCAAUGUUCAAGCUGUGGUGGUAAUUAACCCGUCUUUUCUACCUGUUGGGCCUGUAAGGAACCUCUACUGUUUAGUAAUGGAUUCAUAGCAGCCAAUAAGUAAUUUGCAGAUCCAGGAACAGUGUAAUAUUGUAAUUGAGUCAUGAGUAGCUGUGUUGCUUGGAAACUGCACAUAGAGCGUGGUGAGUUCUAUGGAGGAUAGUCUUAUCAAAGAGAUAGAUCUCAUAUAUUCUGGAUAGAUUUAUAUUUUUUACUUAAAUUUGUGCUUUUCGCUUAAGAAUGCAUCAUUUUCUUUGAAUGCUGUAUUUAAAAUACAGUCCCAGUCCUCACUUUUAUGUUUUUUUGUUGUUUUUUUUUUGGUUUAAAAUACACUCUGGCCAGAUGAAAUCAGAGCAACAUCUCACCAUAUCAAACAUCAAAAUUAUAUUCAGCAACUCCUCACAUCUUGAUCAGAAGUUGAAAUGAGGCAGAAAACUAACAACCCUGUCUCGAUCUAAUUGCGGAUGCAGUCUAGAUAUCAAGCUGAGGGUCUUGAAUUGCUCACUAAAUGAUAUGUUUGGACUGAAAGGGGAAGAUUGUCUGAUUUCAUAAUUACCCUGAUCAUACCCCUGUCUGUCCCUCAGCAUGCUAUUAGCAAAUAGGGCCGACUCCGCAGCAGCUUUGCUGUCAGAGGGAAAGCUGCUCUCUGUUAGCCUGUAAGCAGGGUUACAGCACACCUCUUUGAUGCCUGUUAGAGCUCUGAAACUGCUUUCCCUCCAGCGAAGUCGGAACAGAUACAGUGGCAAUUAAUAAUGUGGAUACUUGUCAAAUCUGACAUGAAAACAUUGAAAAUUAAAGCCUGACGAAGUGGAAGAUGUCAGCCUGUGGUGUGCCUAAGUGCUUUGUGGAUUUGUGGAUUCAGUACAGGUGGGAACAUGUGACAACAAGAAGGAUGUAGGGAGCCAAGAAGUGACUCAAAAAAUUGUGUGUACUGAUUAAAAAAAUAUAAAAUAUACAUAGAAUAAAAAACUAUCCUUAAAACCAGUUUUUAAUGCAAAAGAAAAAUAACGAAAAUUUUGAAUGUGUACAAAUGAGAUUAAGGGCUUAGCUAAAAUAAAAAAUAUAUGUUUUUUAUGUAGGGAAGCCAGGACUUAAGGGUACAGUGUCUAGAAACUACAGUGUUCGGGAAUAUUUCGAGGUCAGCAAUAGGGAUUGGCGAUAAAUUAUCAUUCACGAUUUAUCGUCCGAAAAUUCCUUCAUGAUAAAUAUUUGCCGUCUUACGAUAAACGCGAAAAAUGCAAGUUAAUGACGUAAGCGCAAGCGACAGACUCACAGCCAUAGCCCACAUAGAUCAGAAUAACAAACAAACAUGGCCGAAGGUAAUGAAGAAGACAUCUCUGAGCAGCUCGUUACUGAACGAGGAUCCACAUGAGGGAUUUCCUUCAAGAUUAGGGUUUAGAUGAGCGCAGUCAGGUAUGCCUGACAUUGGACAGUGGAUCUGCUCACUCUGUGCUGUAAGAGUUUUCAACAAAUGUUGAAAAUGUUUUCACAUUUGAGUCUUGUUUGAUGUCAUCAGUUUUCUCCAUUACCUACCACAUAAAGGGAUAAAAUUAAUUUAGGGUCAAAGACACCGUAACACCGAGUUAGACACCAGCUCAAGAGAUGAAUCAUUACUUAUCAUGUCCUUGAAGUAAUAAUCAAUAUAUUAAUCAUUUUGCACUGUAGACGCGGUAGUUCUUCUGCCUUAGCGUCUCAGUCUGAUUGCAUUUCCAUGAAGAAAUGAUCAUAAAUGUUCUUCCUUGAGCUGUGUCACCCCGCUGUAGUCCGUAAUGGACUGGCCCGAGGUCUCGCUACAAACAAGCGGCCGCUGGAAGAGAGUAGGUGAGUUGUGUUUAGUCUCUUUGCUAAAGAAAUCAGGCAAAGCUAAAAAGAUGUUUGGUGGCUAGUACUAUGGCUGGGACCCUAUAUGUACUGUUGAUGAAGUUAGGUGCUGCUUUGAGCAUUAUUUGUAGCUAUAGAGUGGCGUUUUGGUUGAGGUUUGUGCAUGGAUACAUAGACCGCUGUGUAUUGCUAUCGUGCGGUCGUUACUAAAGUUGGUAUACAGAAACAAGCGGUCGGCAACAUUCAUCUCUCGAGGGGAUGUCUAACUUACAGUGUGUAAUUUUACACCGGAAUAUCCCUUUAAACUUGUGCUUAAGUAUCUUAUUUGACCUUGCCAACCGGUGUCCUCAAGACAGAAUGAGUCAAAAACAUAAAUUGGAAUUUUUAUAUUUUUUUAUCGUUACUUUUAUCAUAAUCGGCAGAAUGGAAAACUUAUCGUGAUACAUUUUUUAAGCCUUUAUCACCCAUCCCUCGUCAGCGCUCCCUUGCUAACCCCUUAGCUGGAGCUUCUCUGAUGCAUAAAUAUGAUUCUCCAUCAAGUUUUCACUAUCAAAACUAUCUGUCAGUACAAAGUCUUUCAUGCACAACAAUCAGUUUAUUCUUAUUAUUCAUCCUCCAGCUGGUGCAUUUUCAGCAGCAACCCAACUGAACAAAAAGACGAGUAUGGUACCAGUUGGUCCAGUCUGUGCUACAGUAGAAACAUGGCGGCGCAAGAUGGAGGCCUGUGUGAAAAGAGACGUAGGUGUAAAAGGCUAAAGUAAAACAAAAUGAUUUAGUCAUGUUAGCUCCUUAAAAUCUCACCCUGAUUCUCACAUUGCAUAAAUUUUUUUGCAGGGUUCUGUAAGCGCUCCUGUCUAACAACUACCCUGCAGCAGAGGUUUCAGGCGUUAAUAACAACUAUUGAGAAAUUAUCAGUCUUGUCCCUGAGGGUCUUGUUUGCUUUUGUAGGUUUAGAAUUAAUCAGAAUUAAUCUCAGUUUUUUCUCAUAUCCAGAUAAAAAAAACUCCACACAGAGAAGACAUUUCUCUUCAAAUGUACAUUGCUUCUCUUGGGAGGUGUCUUUAUGCUUUUGAAAAGGCAUUAAAUGUAUCUCGUCAUGCUCUCCUCUUCCAGAAUAUGUUAAACCCAGCCGAGGACAAUGGUGAUGCCAGCGUGUAUGAAAUGAUGUGCACCGCAGGUGAGUGAAAGGACUGAUGGGAAGUGGGAGUGGGACAGAGAGAAGCCGGUAAUGGAAUUGUUUUUAUUUUCCAUUAUUAAACCAGUUUGCUGUUCAUUUCCGAUCACUGAAUAUUUUUCCCCGAGCUGAUGCGAGCACCAUGUGGCGCUGCUUCCGAUUAGCUGUGAAAUGACAAAACUUCAUCAUGACUUAUGAGCUGUGGAGCAGUAAACAUUUUCUGCUUUAGGAACUCCCUCUAUGAUAGAUGUAAAGACCGAGCAAGGAGGAGGAGGGGAGGAGAAAAAAGAAGAAGAGGAGGAGGAGGAGGAGGAGGAUAUAUACGCACCGCUCGGGGUGAACGAUGAAUAUGACACCAUCCUAAACUCAACAAAAGCUGUUGUCAUAGCCAAUCGCCCACCAGCGCCCACUCCUCGUCCCGAGAGCACCCAGGUGAAGGAGGACACAACCCCUUACAUCACUAAAGGUACCUCAAAAACUCCUCUUUCUCUUUGAUGCCCCUGAUUCUCCAAACUGCAGUCAUGAUGGAGCUGAUCAGGAUUAGAAACAACACAAAGUUAUGCACAGUAUGUGAAGGGGAGUUGGGGAGAUCAUGUGGGAGGGAGGAAGUGCCUGGAAUGUGCAUUGCCAUUUUGGAGUGGAGUGCUGCUGAAUAGAGCAGGAGAGGCUUUUUUCUUUCUUUCUUUCUUUUUCUUUUUUUUUUUUUUCUGCCAUGCAGUUUGUUUUGAUCCCAUAAACCACAAGAACACGGCCACGCCAUGCUGCAAAACAAACAAAAGCAAGGAGAGGGAGAGAAAAGAGCCAUUUGCCUGCAUCAAGAGCCCACAGCCCCUAACUGUUCAAUUUCAGCAGCAUGAAUAUUUCAUGAAGAUGAAACAUCCAAAAGUGACUGGUAUUAUUAAGGCUUAUAAAUCAUUAAAAGGGGCUGCAACUUCUCUUUUCCACCGCUAAUGCAAACAUGCAUCCACUAUAUAACUAUUAGCACUGAUCAUUUUACACUUGUGCAUUCAAAACACACAUUAUGAUUAAGACAGCGCAACAGGCUCCCUCUCUCUACAAUGCAGCAUUUUAUCGAGCUCCCUCAUAUCCAGUGAGCCAGCUCUCCGUCCAAUGGGACUUACAAAGCAAAACAGAAAUUGAGUGCACCACUGAACUCUCCGCAGCUCUCCCAACCAGAGAGGGAACUACCGGGCUGCCAUCUGCAACCAAUCUCGGCCAAAACCAAGGCCAAGUCAGCCAGAAUAAGUCAUUACACAUGUUUUCCAUCGUCCUUGUCCCCAGAGCGCACGAGAGAAAGAAGCAGAGGGAUUUUGAGGUUUCCAUCUAUUGAGACAGUGGAGCUUCAAACCACACAAGGAUCACCUUCUUUUUUUUUUUUUUCCUAUUUGUUGCUCCUCACUCCCACUGCAGCAGUGAGAGAGAUGUGAGAGAGAUGAGGCUUGCUGGAGGAUUAGGAGAGGAGCCAGUUAUUGGAGACCACUGCACAAAGUGGACAUAAUGAGGAGUUUUCUUUUUGUUAUCUCAAGCUCCAUGAGACUGAAAUACUGAAAAUGUGAAAGAAAUUCAAUCCAGCACAGGCACCGAGAGCAAUGUACACACUCCUGAGUAAUAGCUACAGUCAUGUGACACAUCUGCAGCAGUGCUCCACUCAUUAUUUCAUCUGAAUAAAGCCCGAUUUGUGUUAUAGCGGGAGAAAAAGGUUGUUUGAACAUGAAGUGGAAAAGAGAGACGCUGUCAUGGAUGAAGAAGUCAGAGGCGGGAUUAUCUUGCAGGGUGUGGAUGUUGAAUUCUAAUCCAGCGUUGGUCACAUAGCCGCAGAUUCACCGCCUCCGACAGCUAAACAGUGUAGCCUUUCAUUCUGACAGCUCACUUCCAAACCAAAAGCAUCAUUCAGAGCAGCUAAUUCAAUCCAGGACUGACUCUGUGUGUGUUUUCCUCUGAGAGAAACACGGACGCAAGUCUGGAAAAACAAUCUGCAUUCUUCUUAUUUUAAUAAUAUAUUUACAUUAUUAUUACGUGAGGGGUUUUCUUUUUUUUCCAACAGGAAAAAAAAAAGAUUUUUUUUAAGGUUCAAAGUAAACUGGUUGUACGUUUAUGGUGUAGCACCAUCUUGUGGAUGAAUUGGUGACAUGCAGGCGCUUCUACUCUAUUAUAUAUAAUAUUAUUUAGCAAGAAUAAUGCUGUACUUGCUGAGCAUUUACAUUGUCUAAAAAGUUUAUAUUAUCUGUGAACACUGUGUUUAGUGUUCCAGCAGAAGAAGACACCACAGAGCGAGGCUGAUCUGUAUUCACUUCCCACCAAACAAGGUGAGAGUCAUGAUGUUUCUCAUUUUAAUCUGUAUCAUCGACUGCAUAAAUGGUAGGCAACAUGACCGCUCUCCAAAAGUGAAACCAAAAUUGACUGAUUGACUGCAGAAUAAGUCAUAAAGCCAUUAAGCCCACUUCCUCCUUGUAAUCAGAUGGGAGUUGGAUCAAACAUUAAUGUGGGUCCAACACUUUAGUGGCUUUUAUAUCAUAUUUAAUACGUAAUUUUAUAAUACUUCUAUCAAAUCAAUAUGAUCAACAUAUUACUAAAAAAAAAAAAAAAAAAAAAAAAAAACACAAAAUCAAUUCAGAGUCCCUCGCCUGAAACUGAUUGGAUUUCGCUGAUGCAGAUAUCUAAUAACCGAUGUAUCACAAUUUUAUGCUAUUUUGUGCUCAGUCGAUGCAAGCCAAGUUUAGCUAGUUCAAAGAAGAUGAACGCAAACAUAAGAGUCAUUGAACGUAUGAAAACCAGGAUAUCCGAGUAAUUUCUCAUUGCUUUUAGUUUGGGUAUUUUGGCUUCACUUUUGUCCAGUGGAAGAAGGUGGAAACUUGCAAAUCUUAAAAUGUAGUUUUUAAAAUUUAUACAUGCUUUUUACUUCUACAUGUAUGUAUAAUAAUAAAUUCCUGUAAGAAAGGUUCUAGCCAUGGAAAGUAGUAUAUGUUUUAACUCGUAGGUCAUGAGGUCAUCUGCAUAUUAAAUAAAUAAGGAUAUCACUGUCAUUACUUGUAGCUAAUUAUUUAUACUAUAAAAGAAAGUUCCAUUCAUUAAUUUUAGAGCAAAAGUACAAAAAGUGAGGACCAGUUGGAAGUUUCCAUUUAUAUCUGCUGGAGCUCCCUCCUACAGCCAGCUUUUAAUCCCCAUUCUGUGCAGAGAUACUAUCAUCACAGUGAGAUCUGCAGAUUGUAAUAUUUUUAUUCGGAACAGCAGGGCUUUUAUUGUGCCAGUUAAUUUUUUUCUCCCUCGUGAUUACCUGUUGAAAUAUCCUACUGUGUUGUAUUAGUUAAUGUGAAUUUUAAUAGAUAGUUUUGGGGAAAUUAAUUAAAUUGUAGUGAUCACUGUGGGGGAUUUUGUGAUGGCAGCAGUAAUGAGCAGACAAACAGUAAAAUGAGCAGUAAAAUGAGCAGGUGAGAGAUUCAGACACAUGUGGGCGCCAGGAAGAUUAGAAAAAUACAAGUGUGAGAAAGAAUAAGAGCAGACCUCUCGAUCACGGAUAGUGAUACAGAGAUUUUUUUCUGUUUUUUGUACUUUUGGCCACACAAAGUGACAAAACUACUGUUACUUUAGUCACUUCUUUCUUCAGCAAGUUUAAAUCUAAAUCUACUCAAAUGCAUUUACCUGUUGUUGUUUCUGCAGCACGCGGACGAGAAGACAGCCUCUCCUCUACAUAUGACACCUUUGUGCCGAACCCGAGGAACGGGCUCCAGCAGCUCAUUGAGUUCCAGCAGAGGGUGAAGGCAGGUUCAGUGUCCCUGAACGGGAACCUGGAGCGCUCCAGUGACCUGCAGAGGGGCCAGAAGGGGAUAGAUAGUGCACAGAAGGUAGAGCUAUCACGGACUAUGAUCUCACACAGUGGGCUAGGAAUAAAGAGACAUACAGGACUUUAUUCGUAUUCUCAUGAAAUUGAAGCAUCUGUUGCUGAUGCUUUUCCAAUAUGUAGUCCUCUGAAAAUAGAGCAUGAAAAACAACUCUUUUUGACAGGAGCAGGAAAGCAUACCCAAUUUCAAAGCUUCAUUUAAUUGCUUUUUAAUAAUUAAUGCUAUUCUUAACCCAUUUCAAUUGCUUUUAAAUACAAACAAACAAAAAUAAGGUGCUACAAACCUUAUGGAGCGUUUUGAGUCGUUUUUAAGAUCUUAGUUCUAGUGAGUGCUAGAUCACUUCAUGCGAAUAGGUAAACUAAGGCCUCUGCAUGCAGGAUAUGAAGAGAUCAGCUAAAAGGCAGCAGAGAAAUGGAGGAUGAUCUGAGGACACCUGCUGGAUGUGGAGGGGGUUACAGUGGUUGCAAGAACAGCCAUGUGGCUGUGACGAGGAAGUAAAGGUGCAAAAUCAGAGUAAAAGUGUGCAGACGCCAUGACAGGAGACUGACAUGAUUAUUCAUUUCUCUAAAGCUCCGAGCUUCCAGCUGUCUGAGGAUGUUUUUUUAAUUAAAAAAAAAAGCAUGAGUUGAAACAUCGCAGUAGAAAAAACACACAGGUGUAAGUCAUAAAACUGAUGAUGGCUGAAUUCCAUUUAGCUGCUUCAUUGUUAAUGUUAUUAGUAACACCUGUGCCGUUCUGCUGACUGGUAAAAAUGCAGCUGGGAAAGCGCAUUUUAAAAGUUAUGAGUCGUAAAGGAUGUUAAACAAUGCACUCAAAAGUACAACUAAAAACCGGGGUAUAUUUGAAACAGAUAGCAUAACUCAAAGUCAAAGACAGAGUUGAAGAAAAAAAAAGCAGAGCAUAGGAAACAUCGAUAAAAUACAUGGAGUCAGUCCUGUACAUGUAAAACUUGUAUCACUCUUUUGAACAUGUUUUUACUUCUUUCUUUAAAUAGUGUAGGGUUAUUCAGACUUUAAGAAUAACCGUAUAUAGAGGAUGAGACAUGAGAUACAUUUUAGUGGAUGGUACAAAAAAACUAGAGGGCCAUUCAUCAAAGUACAAAAGGAAAAUGUGUCUUUAGACCUUUAAUGCCUGAAACCACAAAUCAUGGCCAGAAAAUCAAAUUUUUUUUUGGAGCUGAAAUGUUUGUUUGACUUACCACUGAAAACCAAAAAAAAUCAAAAGGUACAUAAAAUGUAACAAAUAUAUUUAUUUAUCUGGUUUGAUGCAUUAGAUGUUCUUGGAAACUGAUAACACAUGAGAGGACAUUUUUAUCUUUUAUCGGACUGUAUCCAGGUGUUUUUUUUAGUAAUUUGUCGAUCAUAUUGAUUUGAUAGAAGUAUCAUAAAAGUAUGUAUCACAUAUGAUACAAAAGCAUUAAAGGGAUAAGGAAUAUUCAUCUCAUUACGACUUUUGUGAUAGAUAAGGUUUCCGAAAGGCAUUAGUUAAUGUUGCAAUAAGGAUAAAAAAGAAAUAAAUAAUUUAACCUUCCUCCUGUGUUAGCUUUUACUACGCACCCACUAUGUUAAUGGUUGGUUUUGACCCGUGUCUAAAAUCAGCUGUAAAUUACACUAAAAACAAUUCUCUAUCAUCCAAUUUGAUUCUCAUCUCUAGAUUACCUUGUUAGGCUUCAUUAUCCAUGAAAAUAUUGAUAAUAGUUUGUGUAGAGGGUCUCUGGGCCUUUCUUUGUCAGUAUGCCCCUCACACAGACAUCUAUACUGAAUUGAUCUCACAUGUCUGGACAUGCCCAAUGUUGUUUUUUGUGCAGGGAAGACAUAGUUACAUGAGAAUUUCCUAAAGCUCACAUGAUCGGAAGAGGAUCUGAGUGUCAGUGUGGCGCCUGCCAGUGCACUUGUGAUUUCAGUUUUUGCUCUAAUCAUUAGAUAUUGAUCUAGGUGAGUCAAAAGCGACCCGAACACCACAAGUGCCAUAAUUUUAAUAAGAGCAUUUUAUAAUUUAGUCAAUAUAUAUUUUUUAUUUCUAUUUUGUUGAAAUAGAGUUUCCUGACAAAGUCAAAGAGUCUUGAUGCAAAAAGCCAAUUUAAGUGUUUUUUUUUAAGCAUUUAAAAUCAAAAACAGAUCGGUGCAGACCCAAACACGAGGGGAGGGUUAAAAGAAAUGAAGUAUUUAAUGCUCACUUUGGACUAAAAGUCUGAUCUUUAUCUCUGCAGGAGAAGUCGAGUCAGCUGAGAGCCAGCACCAUCACCAACAGAGGGGAUAAUAACAGUGUCUACGGUAAAUACUCUCCAUCCUUGACAUGCAGGUUAAACUCUGCUGCCAUCACAGAGAAGCUCCACAGAGCUUUUUUUUUCUUUUCCAGGGACUCGAGUAACAAGUAGCAGCCUCACAAAAUGACUACAUUAUAGUGUAUACAGUAACUGUCUUUGAAAUUCCUCUCUCCUCACAGAUAAAAUCAACAUCAUCCAUCAAACGCCAAGUGAGUCUAUAAAAACUUAUCUCAGUGUGCACAGAGGAAACCUGUGUUUGCAUGCCUUUGUAGUUUCUCCACUCCUGGUUGCAGCAGUGGGGAAUUAAUCCCCAGGGAAGUGUUGCUUAAUCACAUCCCCACUGCCAUGUUUUCAUCUAGCAAGCUUCAACUGCACCAAAUGUAAGCCUUUUAUUUUAUUUCCCUUAAUGGUUUCACUGUAAAGCAUGUGCAUGCUGGGUAAUUUCUCUCCAGGUGUUGCGGUGAAUGGAGGUCGAAGAGGGAGCCAACCGGUGGAGUCGGAUUUUUACAGCAAGCCACUUAGAGGACAGCAUGUGGGUAGACUUUACGCCAUACAUAACUUUUUAUAAAUGUAUUCAAGAAGAGUUUAGAGAACUGUGUGGUUGUAAUGUUGUAAUGCAGUGAGAUGAUCCAAGUAUAUUUUUAGAUUGUUCUUUCUAUCCCUAAUAACAUUUUCAUCUUCUGUCCACAAAAAGCACUUUUACGUCACUUGUCACAUUUACACCACAUUCAUACAUUGAGACACGGCCAUUUUUUACCACUUAGCCUCACAUUUAAACAAUCUGGAGAGAAAAAAAAAUCACAAUUAACACUUAAAUUAAUCUAAUAUGUAACACUAACAGUGUUAACUAAUUCAAUGCGAUGUGAUUGAGGUACUAAAUCAACAACAGCAUGCUAUAUCGUCCUGAGUGGCACUCUGUAGUUAAGCCAGCAUCUUCCUUCUGCUGCCAUGAUGGAAAAUAAUGACUCUUCAGUGCUUUUGAAUUGCACAUUUAACUUUAAAAAAAAAACAACAACAGAUGGCUCCUUUCACAGGUGAAAUAGUAUUGUACACUUUGUGUUUAAUGGAAUUCAAAUACCACCAUUAUAGCUUAAGUUGGAGCUAACACAGUUAAUCAGACUGGAAUCAGUGAGGAGAAGUAUCCCUGAGUUUAGCAGAUCACCUUUCUGCAGAGUGUGAAUCACCACCAGCCCGUGGAUGAAACGACAUUGAAGAAGUUAACAACAGUGCAUAUCAAAAAGUAAAAAAAGACAUUUAUUUUGCAUUUAUAAGAAUGAUUUUAAAACACUGACAUCUCUACAUUUUACAUUUUGAUAGACAGUUAUCCCACUUCCACUUCUACAACCUAACUGUGAGGGAAACUCUACAAUACAAAGGAAAUAAUGUAAUAGUAUAAAAGCAGGGAGGCCUCACCUGUGACAGUUUCUUUCUGAAUGUUUUGCAGGCAAGUUUCUUUUCCAAAGCUGACAAGAGAUGAAGGUGAGACUCAGAAUGAUUUUCAGAUCUGUUUCACUUUGAAUUGAUCGUUUCAGCUGAGAAUUUUUGCAUCCGGAUGAUUGUGUCACUUUUUUUCUGUCUCAACAGGCUUGAUAAUCUGCCAAGACACAACACUUCUGCAAUGAUAUAUGAUAUGAUAUGAUUUGUAAUGAUAUAAUUUGUAAAAUCUUUAACAAAAAUGUUUAUGUGUUCAAGAUUGUGAAAAACUACCUUUUUGAAUACAAAAAAUACAGUAUCCUCCACAGCUUUGAAAAAAAAAAAAUCUAAUUUGAGGCAUUUUAGUCAUAAAUCUUUAACACAGUAAAAAAAAAUAAAAAUAAAAAUAGAAAUUAUUUACAUUCAACCAUAGCAGGUUUAUAUGAGCCUGUUUUCAAAGAGAGAGAUGAACUCAUCUCCCUGCAAAUAGAGGCUUGAAUAUACUUCCAAGCUCUUGCCUCUAGAGGGCGCCCUAUCGCUAAAUAUGUCCAUCAUGCCCACCAUUAGGCGCAACCACAGACAUCUGGUGAGCCCAGAAGCACCUGCUGACCUCCUAAUGGCUGGGAGACGUGCUAUGGGAAAAAAAUGUAUCCAUAUAUAUUUAUGUAUGUAAACGGAGAGUAAAAACGCUCAUACAGCAGGUGAGAACAUCAGGGAAGUGAUUCCUGCUGUGCCUGAAUGCAAACAGGAGAGACAAAUGGAGUUAAAGAUUGGAUUUGAUUUGCCAAAAUGUGCAGAAAUUAUUCUGUAAAUGAUGCACAAUUUGAAUAAAAUGUUGCUCAGAAAAACAGUCACAAAGUAGAUCUAUGAAGCGAUGUAAAAAUGUUCAUAGGAGUUAAAGUUUGAUAAUUUUCAGUGCAGGAAUCUAUGUGUGAAAAUCGGCUUUACUGUGAUGUAUUUUUGAGUUUUCAGGUAUUUUGAAACGACAGCGACUGAAAUCUGAAUUACAGAGAUUUCCUUUAUAUACUUGUCAAAAUUCUGAAUUUGCUGUGAUAUACAAAACUAUUCAGGAAUUGGCACAAAUGCACUCGCUCUUCCUCAUACACACACAGAUACCAGUCUGUUGGUUCAGCCCGGCCUUCGCCUGAAUGAAUGAAUAAGAGCUGCAUGGGGAAUUCAGUGAAUGCACGGCUAAAUCCGAGCCCAGUCUUGAAACCCGGGCAGAGGCUGAGCCGUGUGCCAACAAAGCAGCUGGGUACACGCCGGGCACAUUUUUCUGUUCAAUCAUGCUCUUUGUGAAUAAUAUGUACUAAUGCCGUCCCUACUAAGACCUGCCAGUUAGCCUUUGGAGAUGAUCCGGCUUCAGGACCCCAUGGCAUUUGAGGCAUAUGUUUGCCUGUCACCUGCUGGGUACAUUUCAGUCUAUGCGUCAGGCGUGGCUACAGAGAUAGGCCUUGAUUCUUCAUGUAUGCAAAUAUCCGAGCACUGCCAUGAGGAGUGAUUCACAAUGCAGUGGCAGAAAGAUGACCGAAAAGAGCGCU